UCCGGCCGGGCGGGCGCUCGAGCUGUGAAAUAACUUAGCAGUGUCACUUCGGAAGGCACGGCGAGAACCGACCAGAAGUGCGAAGGCUCACUCCUGCCGCUCGAAGACUGCUGCUCUUUCUGGUUUUCCGCGCAGACAGCUGGGUGCAUAUCCGAACGACAAGAUGUCCAGCAAUGUCCCGGCGGAUAUGAUAAAUUUGCGCCUCAUCUUGGUGAGUGGAAAAACAAAGGAAUUCCUGUUUUCUCCUAGUGAUUCUGCUUCUGACAUCGCCAAGCAUGUAUAUGACAAUUGGCCAAUGGACUGGGAAGAAGAGCAGGUCAGCAGUCCAAAUAUUCUACGACUUAUUUAUCAAGGACGAUUUCUACAUGGAAAUGUCACAUUAGGAGCAUUAAAACUUCCUUUUGGCAAAACAACAGUGAUGCAUUUGGUGGCCAGGGAGACAUUGCCAGAGCCAAACUCUCAAGGUCAAAGGAACCGUGAAAAGACUGGAGAGAGUAAUUGCUGUGUAAUCCUGUAAACACUGUCUGCUAGUGUGGUGUGAUAUAGUCUUUGUCUUUCAUGCUGCUGGGACACGAGAGACCCAACAUAGCUUCAGAAAUCUUUAGGAACAGUCUGCCUGCAAAUCCAUGGAACUGUAUUAUCACAUGGACACUCAUCUUUUCUCAUGAAAGUAAAAAAUACCAGGAGCAUUUUUCACUAUCAUUUAUUAUUCCUUGUAUUUUUGUUUAUGUUGAACAGUUUUAAAGUAUAUUGGUUUUUUAAUGCAGUCAGUCUCCAGGGGAAAAGUUAGCAAAUUAUCUUUCAUAGCAGAGACAGUUUUGCCGCCACAAAAAUUUUCAUCACCAGAACAAAUCAAAUAUCCCAAAUACAAUUUGCACUAAAAAAUAUUGACAUUAUUUUCCUCAUCAGCAGAAUUUAUAGCAGUUUAUGGUACCUAGAAAUACAAUGUACAGUACCACACUGGAAGACACUCAGCAAUUAAUAAAGUUAAUUACUGGGCCGACUUGAGAGGAACAAAUGGAAAAGAAACUAAAGCGUUGGUUGAGUUCUACCAACAUCAGUCAUGGUGGCCGUACUGGCACAGAAUAUUAAACUGAGUGUGACUAUUUUCACUGCAACAAAUGAAAAAAAAUGUGCCUGAUGUUUAAAGCACUCAGAGGAGGGCUGAUGAAACCAACUUCGUUCUUGUAACCCGUGCACUCUUGAGUCUUGCUGUUGCUGAGUGCUUGUUCAGACAGCACAAGGGAAGGGUGAAGAGUGCGUUUUUAGCCUUAAUGUGGGAGGGCGCCAUGUGUGCAGAGGCUUUCAUUUUCAUGCAGAAAUAGCAGAGCACCUCAUUGACCAGUUUUUACGUAUUUGAAUACCAGAUAAUUGGACGUAUCCAUAUUUACUGCUCAUCCAUAACUGUGUCCAAUGUUGUACUGACUCAUUGGAGAGUUCAGAUGAAUUCUUAAAAUUACAAAAAAAAAUAUCUCAGUACUAAUUUUGUUUCUUUAUAUAGUUUGCAUUUGGUAUUAGUGCUUGCAGUUGUAUGAAAAUCAAAUGCUGAUUUUUUUAAGGUAUUCAUGAUUAAGGAUGCCACUCUUAUUUUAUACCAAUAAUUUAAAGAUUGAUACGCUAAAAACAAUUUGCACAGCACUAAAGCAUGAACUAGUUUCAUCUAAAUCUGUAAAAAAAAUAAGAAAGAUUUUAUAUUUUUUUCACUAGGAAAAAAUCUUCCUGGAUGAAAUUACAAAUAUGUGUAGAAUAUAUUUAAUAAAAAACUUAUAAGAUACUUAACUAUAGAACUUACAUGUAGAUUGGCGUGUAGUAUAUAGAACAAUAUUCCAUAUAAAUAACUUUAGCCUUUUUAAAAAUGAAGUUGCAGGCUGACAUUAUGUUCUAUAUUUAAUAAGUGUUCAUGACCCUUAUAAGCAUUAAGUGUAAAUGGUUUCAAAUGGUUGGCUUUCUUUAAAUGCAAUCAGGUUAUUUUAUCCAUUGUUAAUGCUUUGAGGAAAAGGCUUUAUAUGCAGUAGAGCUACAAAAAUACUGUUCAUACUGAUCAGAAUUAAAUUUGUAUAGAGCAGAGUUUUAAAAUGAAUGUAAAUAGCACUAAACAUUUUCUUUCAGAUACCUGUACUUAUAGAUUCUUUCUGUAAACUAAAUAAAAAAGAUAUUGUAGUGCAUUUUGGUGAUGACUUUAAAGGUCUUGAUUAAUAUUGUUUAAGCACUGUCUCAUUCAUGUUAAAAAUGUUUUCCACUGUUAUUUCUGAUCUUUUAAAGUUCAUUUAAUUAAUAUUUUCUUCUUGGUUUGGGAGUAUUGCCAGUAUAUCUUUGAUAUUUAACCUGGUUAAUUUGUGCUUAGUCACAACAGUGAGUAGAAUUAUGUAGUCUCUGUUUUUGCUACAAUGUUAUUUCAAGAGAUGUUAAAUAUUUAUAUGCUUUGUGAACCAGUUCAAAUGUGAUUCUGUUACUGUUUACUAAAAAAGAACCUGGUAGUUACUGAAUCGGGCAACUAGCCUUUAUGGCUAUAUUCUUUGUUCAUAAAACAAAGCAUUGGUAAUUUUUUCUAGUACUUAUUUUGAUUCUGAUUACUCUUGAAUUUUUCCAGUUAAUGCUAUGAGUUAAUUUUGCAUUUCUGUCGUAGUUUAAAAGCUCCCUAUUGGUUUUCAGUAUAUUUUUCUGUGUGUUCUCAUAUAUUUCCCUUUCGUAAGACCAAGAGGAAUAAACUGAUUUUAGUAGACAAAGAAUUAUGUCACUCAGUGACUAAUAUGGUUGUAAAAGAUGAAAAAAUAAAAAUAACAGUAAAAUUAUAUGCUGAAAACACUAAAAAUUUAGAUGCCUUAAUAGUGUAUACAUGGAAGUACUGAACUGUCCCUUUAAAACACUUCUCGGACUGCCUGAUGAUUAAAAUACAAUUGAGCGUGUCCAAGGCUUCUAUCGAAGAGCCCUCUGCCAAAAGCAGCAGUUCACUUACCUAACAGUGAAAGAUGCACAGACCCGGUGAUGUAAAUAAAGCCUGAGUAUGCCCCUCCCAGCAGUUGGUAUCUAACUCUUCUCUUUUACCUAAAGUGUCCUAGACUUCAAGUGACCUGGACAAGGCAAAGCUUUUCUUUAUCAAAACCUCAGCAUGUCUCCCUGAUCUGAACUAUUUGCUUUCUCUUCAGGGUAAGUUGUAUCUUACCAUGAGAAAUACAGCAUCUAAAUUCAUCAUAUUAAAUGAGCUUUUCUCAUGACAAACAUUUGUCUUUAGUUUUAUGAAGUCAUUUUCAUCAAUGUUACAGUAAUUUAUGUUAGUUGUGGUAAACAAUGUUUAAUGUGAAAACAAAUUAAAACUUUCUUUAUCUGUUGUAGAA
Cavia porcellus (domestic guinea pig) is the source of this 3335-nucleotide messenger RNA. It is a transcript of the gene Ubl3, whose product is annotated as ubiquitin like 3. Gene Ontology annotation, molecular function: protein binding. The record is from RefSeq and is a predicted model, not a curated record. The coding region runs from base 164 to 517 and encodes 117 amino acids. The transcript has 5 exons. Lineage: Eukaryota; Metazoa; Chordata; Mammalia; Rodentia; Caviidae.